GGUACAUAUUGAUGCUGUUGGCCCAAAAUUAGCCUUGCUCUAAUCGGGUCAAGCUUCUGGCGGAUUUACAUUUUCCCCAAAUCGACAAACGAACACUAUGAGUUGAGAGCUACUCGUCGGUGAUCGGACUUUGGUGGAAUACCUUCUCAGACGUCGAUUAUUAGAUAGCCUGCUUUGGCUUACAUAAUGCCUCGUAGUCGCAAUGCCAUUGUUGCUACUGGCUUAGUAGCCUUUGUUGCUGCUGGCUUAGCAUCAUUCCCAUUUUACAUGGCGUGAGUAAACCUUUUCAGCUUUUCUAUGGCAGAGUUCGGUGAUGAAGAUGCCCCCCUUCCCCCGCCCGCCAAGAUCUCCCUUGGCGGCAAGAAGAAAACGAAGGCGAAGCCAGCGGGGGAAAAGGAGAUCCCCUUGGCCCGACCGCUAAGCGCCUCGACCGUGACGACGGCCGAGGGCUUCGUCGUGGAGCCAUCUGACGUCCUAGUCACCCGGGGAAAAGAGAAAGUGCCCGAGCAGGGCGUGAGGGAGGUGGGCGGCAUGAAACGCCGCCGCGAACAACGCAGCCCGAGCCCUUCGGUCGGGCGAGAAAGGGACGCUUCGUCCAUAUUGGCCCGGAUUGGCAAUGCGGGGCGAGCCAAAGAAGAUCUGGGGAAGAUGACCCCCACACAGGUAGCCGAGAGGAUCGGCUAUGAUCUGGCCGAGAUCUCCCGAGCGGCCCAAUUAUUACAGGGUCGGGCCAUGCUGGCCGAGGAAGCCGACCACCAUAAGAAGACGGCCGCCCGUCGCCUUCUGGAGGUUAAAGAGCUCCAAGCCGAGCUCGAGAAGGCUCAAAAGGCCUUAAAAAAGAGCGACGAGGACCGGGCCCUGGCGGAGAAGGUUGCCCAUCGGGCAAUCGAGGAGGCCAAACAGCUGAAGGCUCAGCUCGGUAACCCGAGCGAAUUGGCGCAAGCAGUCUUCAAAGACAGCGACUCGGGCUCAGCCUUCCUCACAGCAGCCCGGGGGACAAAGGUCGGGGAGGAUCUGAUCCUCUCGUUCGGGCGGUGGGCCUUCAAGGCCGGGCAACGGAAGAUGCUCGAGCGGGCUCGUACCCGGAUGGAGCAAGCUCUCGAGGGGGAGGACCUUCAGCUGGUUCUCUCGACGCUGCCCCCGGACUUGGCUGAUCCCGGUCCUUCUCCCUUCAGCCCCAAAGAGAAGACAACUGAGCAAGGCGGGUCUUCUGCGGCCGCCGCGAGCGAGAAGGAAGCUGCUGGAGCUCGGGAAGCGAAGAAGUAG
Ipomoea nil (Japanese morning glory) is the source of this 1266-nucleotide messenger RNA. RefSeq lists its product as uncharacterized. Bases 298 to 1266 code for a protein of 322 amino acids. The record is from RefSeq and is a predicted model, not a curated record. The transcript has 4 exons. Lineage: Eukaryota; Viridiplantae; Streptophyta; Magnoliopsida; Solanales; Convolvulaceae.